AUGGUGGAUAGGGGGCCGUAUAGUCCGAAAUGGAAGUUCACACAAUGUUUUGGCGAUAAAGGAGAUGUGGAAAAAAAAACUGAAGCUCUAGCGGAUAUAAUAUCAACAGUUCAGUUUGAUCAUACCGGAAAUUACUUGGCAACUGGUGAUAGAGGUGGACGCGUUGUGUUAUUUGAAAAAAAUGAAUCAAAAAGAACAUGCGAGUACAGAUUUCAUACUGAAUUCCAAUCCCACGAGCCCGAGUUUGAUUACCUAAAAUCACUUGAGAUAGAGGAAAAGAUAAACAGGAUUGAAUGGUGCAAAAGACAAAAUGCAUCCCAUUUUCUCCUAUCAACGAAUGAUAAGACAAUCAAGCUCUGGAAGGUAUUCGAAAAAUCUCUCAAGGUUGUUGCUGAAAACAAUUUAUCUCAUCACCUGGUGUAUGGGGGUGUUCCUGGAGCCAGUGUUUUUCGUUCAUUCUAUAAUGUGCAUUUUUCUGGUCCACAAGAUCUCAAGCUACCACGUCUUACGUAUCACGAUACGGUUGUAGCUGCAGUACCCCGAAGAACCUAUGCAAACGCACACGGAUACCAUGUAAACAGCAUAUCAGUUAACAGUGACGGAGAAACAUAUAUAAGUAGCGAUGACCUAAGGAUAAAUUUGUGGAACUUGAACAUUCAGGAUCAGAGCUUCAAUAUCGUUGAUAUAAAACCAGCCAACAUGGAAGAGCUAACAGAAGUUAUAACGUCUUCUCAAUUCCACCCUCAGAGCUGUAACUGGUUUAUGUUCGCUAGCUCUAAAGGUGUAGUUAAACUAGCAGAUAUGAGAGAGAGUGCUCUUUGUGACCGGCACUCUAAGCAAUUCGACUUUGAAGAAGAUCCAGCUACCCGAUCAUUCUUUUCUGAAAUAAUUACUUCUAUAUCCGAUGUCCGCUUUUCACACGAUGGUCGAUACAUUUUAUCUCGAGAUUAUCUCACGGUCAAAAUCUGGGACGUGAAUAUGGAAAGGCAACCUAUCAAGACCAUACCAAUACAUGAGCAUCUUCGGCCAAGACUCUGCGAUACCUACGAGAACGACAGCAUAUUUGAUAAAUUCGAAGUUGUUUUUUCAGGCGACGACAAGAAUGUUAUGACAGGUAGUUACGAUAAUAACUUUAUGAUCUAUCCCACUGAUCCAGAGAAAAAAGUCGAGACAGUCCUUCACGCAGAUAAAUCUGCGUUCAAAGCUAAGAAAGUUGGUAAACCAACAACUAACAACCCUACCUCGAAUGCAAUGAUUAUGAAUGGCGGCAGAAGGGGUGGAACAAGAGGUGAUGUUUUGGCAGGCGGAAAUGGUGGUAGAAUGAAAAAAGAAACAGACCCGGAGCAGAUUGAUUUCAGUAAAAAAAUACUACACAUGAGCUGGCAUCCGUUUGAAGAUAGCAUCGCUAUCGCUGCCACAAAUAAUCUUUUUGUUUUCUCGGCGUUAUAA
This is a messenger RNA of Blumeria graminis f. sp. triticale, 1449 nucleotides long. Lineage: Eukaryota; Fungi; Ascomycota; Leotiomycetes; Helotiales; Erysiphaceae. The record is from the annotation of a GenBank genome assembly.